AUGCCUCUAACAACACCGGUCUUGACGGUGGACGCGGAUAAUAUUCACAAGGUGGAUACCGCAAAUGCGCAGUCGCUUCAUGGAAUGUGGAUGGUAUUCUCAAAAUGUGCCGACUACAUGGACCAAGGGCGACGCCUGGAGAACUUGAGCUGGCGCCUUUGGACUCGCGAAACCUUUUGUGUCGAACACGAAAAAUCAAAGUCAAAGAACACUACCAUCCUGCCGAAACUGCGCUCCGAGGCGGCUGAUCUUCCGGAGCUCUCCGCAAGUAUAGAGUCGGCCGCGUCCGACCAAGCCGAACGCAUCGAAGCACACAUCAAGCGACCUCAAUUCUCAGACUACCGACCUGCCGUCGUCCGUGAAGAUUCCCUGGCCAGCCUGGGUCGUGGCAAGGAGAAGCACAUCACCUCGCUGGACCUGGAGCGCAUGGUCCUGAACAUCAAAGAGCGGAAACAGUUGCAGCCACUGACCCCCGUGGUCCAGCCUGCUGCCCCCGUUGUCGACAUCACCCCCCGACCCUCCACUCCCACUCCCACUCCUCCCUCCGUCUCUACUGCUCGACAAGUCCCAACCUUCCCUCGCCCUACCCCGCAACCCUUUCAGUCGACCGAGUCUUGCUCCACCACUGCCCCCGAAGGCAACGAUAGUGACUCGACCAAUGCCACUGCAUCUGAUACCAGCGUCUCUUCCUCGGGGGUUCUCCCCAGUCGAGCUGAGAUGAUCAAGUCCCCCAGCAUUGUCCGCGGUUUCUCACCCUCGCACAUCUCGUCCUCGUUCCGAUCGCACACCAACCUGGCGGCCAACUCGAGUCCCUCCGGUGCCACUGUUCAGCAGCUCAAGCCUUCCCCUUUUAAGAAGAAGGGUGGCAUGUUUACUCUGGGCGGAUCUUCUGGUGACGAUGAUGAAAGCUCGUUUGAAGACCGCAUGGGCCCCAAGGCUCCGCAGAAUAACCCGACCGUUGGUGGACUGAAGCCGGCAACCAGCAACCCCAGCCCAUCCAAGAAGGUGGCCUCCUUUAGCGAUCACGUCGAUACGAUCCGACCGUCGAAAAGCCCCCUUCCCUCCGAUGAGGACGCCAUCGAAACGGACGACGAGGUCUCCGAGAGUGCCAUUGAAGAUGACGAGGAUUCGGACUGGGAGGACUCAGUUACGGAAAGCGGCAAAUCGAGCGUGGACGAGCGACCGGAGCUAUUCCAGCGAGUGGAUUCGCGCCCUAACCUUGUCUCUCGCCGGUCGCUCUUGACCAUGAUGAUGCAUCAGCCAGGGCGGAUGCAAGGGAACGCGUUCCGGUCCAGUCCUGCUCUUCAGCGGUCCCGUUUGACAUCGCCCCAUGGUCCCUCCAUCCCUGCCUCGCCUCCAGAGAACGACGAGGAGAAUCUGACCAUGCGCGGUCCCGACGUUCCUCGCUCAAAGCCCAUCGUUAUGAAGCCACCCAAUCCACAAUCCGUUGCUCAUUCGCCUCGCACAACCCGCCGCAACAUGCUUGCGACCGAGUUGACCGAGUCCCUUCGCCGACACUUGCUCUGGGAGCGCCAACAGAAGAGCGCGACCGCCAAUGCCUUCCUCAAGCGCCGUCACACUGCGCACGAUGUAAAAAAUCUACAGGAGUACCCCGGACCGAGGGGACCACAUCGGCCUACGGGCGCGGCAGGCCCAUCUGCUUCCGGUGACAACCAGGCUCGCGAUAAGGACCUUUCAAAGAACGGUUCUUGGACCAACUACACGACGGACUAUGGCCCAUGGGAAUACCACGUCAAGGGCUGGUAA
Messenger RNA from Penicillium daleae, 1767 nucleotides. RefSeq lists its product as uncharacterized. Bases 1 to 1767 code for a protein of 588 amino acids. Gene Ontology annotation, cellular component: cytoplasm. Lineage: Eukaryota; Fungi; Ascomycota; Eurotiomycetes; Eurotiales; Aspergillaceae. The transcript has 2 exons. The record is from RefSeq and is a predicted model, not a curated record. Gene Ontology annotation, biological process: mitochondria-nucleus signaling pathway; regulation of nitrogen utilization; negative regulation of transcription by RNA polymerase II.